UCAACCGGGCGUAUACGUGUUUUAUUUUCUCGCUUUUAUAACAAGCGAAAACAAAUCUAUUAUCUGCCAUGGCGGCUAGCAAAAUACCCGAGUGGAUCACUGCGGAACUAUUCGAAGAUGCCCUCAAGUCUAGUGUGGAGGGAUACUCCAAGGUUAGGAGCUUCAAGGCGGAAAUGGGAUCCGCGGCGGGCGAGAAUUACGCCACCGUUAUGCUGCGUAUUCACAUCGAAGUAGAGCUGCAGGAUGGUAAGACCAAGCGGGUCUCUUUCAUGGUCAAGUUGCCACAUCAAUUGGAGUUGUACCAAGAAGUGAUGAAGCACACGAAUGUCUUCGAAAUCGAACGCAUAAUGUACACCCAGGUGGUGCCCGAAAUGGAGGCACUCUACAAGGAGGCAGGAUUAGAAGUCAGGUUUGGCGCCAACAGCUAUGAUCUCAGGAAUGCCCAGACCGACUAUGUAGCUCUGGAGGAUCUGAGCAUCAAGGGGUUCAAGAACACUAAUCGCCUCGAGGGACUCGACCAAGCGCACACCGAGAGAGUGCUCUGCAAGUUGGCCCAGUGGCAUGCGGCCACAGCUGUGCGGAUAGCCACCAAAGGCCAGUAUCCGGAGGUCUUGCUCCCGGGCUUCUUUAAGGUGGAAAAUAAGCCGAUGAUGAACGAGAUGAUGAAAGGAAUGGGGCAGAGAUUCUUCCAGUGCUGCACCACCUACGAGGGAAACGAAGCUUACAUAGAAAAGAUCAAAGCCCUAAAGCCAGUGGUAAUAGAUGAAAUGUUCAAGCUGGGUGUCGUGGAUCCUACGGAGUUCAAUGUGCUAAACCACGGCGAUUGUUGGUCGAACAACAUCAUGUUCCAGUAUGACGAAAUUGGCAAGAUCAAGGAGGUCUACAUGGUUGAUUAUCAGGUACCCAAGUACGGAUCUGUUGCCCAGGAUCUUCUGUAUUUCCUAAUAUCAUCCACAAAACUGGAGGACAAGCUGAGCAAGUUCGACUAUUACGUAAAGAUUUACCACGAUAAUCUGGUAGAGCACCUCAAGAUCCUGAAAUACUCCAAGCCUCUGCCAAGUCUGAAGGAUAUUCAUAUGGCACUGUAUAAAUACGGACUAUUCGCUUAUUCUACAGCCACUGGAGUUAUGGCAGCCGUUCUGGUGGAUCCCACAGACAGCGCCAGUUUUGAGAACUUCCUCAGCGAUUCCGCAGAGGGAGCGGAUUUCCAGAUGCAAAUGUACAACAAUGCCCGCUAUAGGAAGCACAUCCAAUUGAUUCUGCCGUGGCUGCUUAAUAGAGGAGCUCUGGAUAUCAGUCAAGAUUAGAUUUAAAUUAAACCAAUUUAGUGUUGAAUUGGGAGAUCUAUUCACUGCAUUCCUAAUAGAUAUAUAAAACCUUUUUAAAAUGUA
This is a messenger RNA of Drosophila kikkawai, 1391 nucleotides long. Its product is annotated as CHK domain ov1. The record is from RefSeq and is a predicted model, not a curated record. Lineage: Eukaryota; Metazoa; Arthropoda; Insecta; Diptera; Drosophilidae.